AUGGCCGCUCUGCAAGGUAGCCAUCUCCUGUCCUCUUCUUCCUUCUCAAAUGAACGACGGAUUUGCGCCGGUCUUCAUGUCCCCUCCCGUCCGAGAGCAAAGGGCAUCUCCCUUCCAAAGCUCCCAGCCUCGAUCAAGAUGGAACAACUCGGCCUUAAAGAACAUAAUUCCGACGACCUUAGCAACUCGAAACCCCAUCAGCCGAUGACAGCCGAUCAUAAAGAUGAUCACCUGGUAGCCAAACUCUCGGCGAUCGCUGAGGCCGCAGCAGAGCGAGCUGAGAUGCACACCAUCAUUGGAGAGCAGAGGAACAACUGGAACCACCUCUUCCUCCACUCCAUCAACUCCAUCAAUCUCACUGCUUCCCUCAUGGCCGGCAUCUCCGCGGCUGUCACGGUGGGGGAAGCAGCACCCCAUGUCUUAGCCUUCAAGCUCUCGUCCGUGGCCUUGUUCACCGCAGCAACUGGGAUGAUGCUGCUCGUCAACAAGAUCCAGCCUUCUCAGCUAGCGGAAGAGCAAAGGAAUGCCGCGAGAUUGUGUAAGCAGCUCGAAAGAUCGAUCCACAGCACUCUCGCGCUCGGAGCACCUGCCGAAUCGGACAUCGCGGAGGCUAUGGCGAAAGUCCUCGCACUCGACAAGGCUUAUCCGCUUCCUUUGCUUCCCGGGAUGCUCGAGAAGUUCCCAGAGACCGUGGAGCCUACAUGUUGGUGGCCUAAAACGCGAAAAAGGGAGCAAGAAACGAAGAAAGCAUACGUUAAUGGGAUGGCAGGCAAUGGUUGGAGCAAGGAACUGGAAGAGGAGAUGAUGGGAAUUCUUAGAGUUCUGAAGAUGAAGGAUGAGGAGGAGUAUGUGAGAGUGGGCAAGCUGGUGUUGAACAUUAACAAAACUUUAGCUAUCGCCGGACCUCUAUUCGCCGGCCUGGCUGCAGUUGGGGCUGGUUUGAUAGGUUCUCCUGUUGACAGCCCAUUGCCCGUGCUGUUCGGGGUCGUCGGAGGGGCGCUUGCAGCAGUAGUAAAUACCCUGGAGCACGGCGGGCAGGUGGGAAUGAUGUUCGAGCUCUGCCGCAACUUAAGCGGUUUCUACCGGAAGUUGCAAGAGGAAAUCGGGUCCAACUUGAGGGAAAGUGAGGUGGAGAAGAGGGAGAAUGGGGAGUUGUUUCGGAUGAAGAUGGCUUUGCAGCUUGGGAGAAGCCUCUCCGAGCUCAAAGGCUUUGCAUCCUAUGCUUCCCCUUCUUCUAAUGACGAAGAUGUUAAAGAAUUUGCUGGGAAGCUAUUCUGA
This is a messenger RNA of Phoenix dactylifera (date palm), 1278 nucleotides long. Lineage: Eukaryota; Viridiplantae; Streptophyta; Magnoliopsida; Arecales; Arecaceae. The record is from RefSeq and is a predicted model, not a curated record.